This is a messenger RNA of Scophthalmus maximus (turbot), 3066 nucleotides long. It is a transcript of the gene tespa1, whose product is annotated as thymocyte expressed, positive selection associated 1. Gene Ontology annotation, molecular function: signaling receptor binding. NCBI's taxonomy places the organism in Eukaryota, Metazoa, Chordata, Actinopteri, Pleuronectiformes, Scophthalmidae. The record is from RefSeq and is a predicted model, not a curated record. Bases 501 to 2558 code for a protein of 685 amino acids. The transcript is spliced from 12 exons.
CGACAGUCCUCUUUGUCUGACGUGCGGUCGGUCAGCCGUUGGAACCCUGACAUUUCGCAGCAAACUGUCAGUCGGCUCUCGCUCCUGCAGGAUGUGUCGCAGCGUCGAGCCGCGCGGACGAGAACUCGCCUCACGGUCAGACGAUGUGCGAGCAGGCCACUUCCUCCAGCUCAGACAUCACCGAGUGCAGCUGACAGCGGCGGCUGCAGUGAAAACCACCCGGGGCGCGCGGGCGGGCGGGGAUGCAGAUGGAGGCAGUUUGCUGGAGGCUGCAGCGAAGUUUCAGUCAACUUGCCAUAACAGGAAACCAGAGAGACAGAGAGAGACAAGUGAAACCUGCGUCGGUGAAGAAUGACAUAAAACCGGACUCGCCUCGCAUGCUGUUGCACUGAAGUUGUUCUCCUUGUCACGGUUGGAUUUACAUUGUGGUCAGAGCUCUGCCGUUGUGUCUCUGUGGCUUCAGUCCCCGCAUGUCCCCCUGCCGUCUGUAGCCCGGGGCGAUGGAGAGCCCGUCCUCCAGGGCGAGGCGGCGAGCCUGGAUCAACAGCAGCCGACAGUGGCCCACUCUGGAGGAGCUGGACCCCGAGAGGCCGCGGUGCAGCCUCCCAUCUGCCUCCAUAUCAGACGACGACGUCUUUUCUGAGGGUGAGUGCAGAGUCGCAGGAGUGUGCGAGGGAUCCGAUCACAGAUCUCUCAGUUCAGGAUGCUUCACAGGAAAGAUUGAGAGCUGGCUGCUGGGUUGUGGGUCAGAGAACAGACGUCAGCUGAGCGUUGAGUCUGCGCUCAAACCCAUCAACUUCGACGAUGACCUGAGUCUUGGUGCUGAUGCUUCUGUGUUAAACGUUGGAGACAUCUCACGUGAAGCUGGCGGCCCUCUUCGUGGACUACGUCUGCCGUCACUGAACUUGGGCCACAGCAUGACCUCCAGCUGCCCGUCCUCCUCCACCUGUAAGACUACAUCAAGUGUAUCAGAGGUCCUGCAGUUGUGUUCGGAAGAUGCAGAGGAGACGUUGUUGGAGAUGGGUUUUGGCUGCGAUGAGCCACAGGUCCCAGUGCGCAUCCCUCCUCGUUUCUUCACCUUCCCCUCUCAGGCUCAGGGCAUCAACUUCCGCCUCUUCUUGGACUCACAGCUACGUCGGAUACGAGAGGAGGACCCCAGCCUCUCUCUUGCUAGUCGUUUCAGACAAGUCCAAGUGCUCACAGCAAUGGCCAAUGCUUUUUACUCCCUCUACUCCCACGUGUCCCGCACCCCUCUCCAAAAACUGGCCCCACCAGAGUUCACCCUCACGUCGGACAUGGAGAGGAUCGAGCGCUUCAGGAGCAGUGUUCGCAGUGAGCCGCGUUCUCCGGUGGAGAGGCUGAAGGACACCGUCUCCAAGAUGUGCCUCUACACAGGCUCGCCUCGAGGGUCAGACUCCACCUCCCCGCAGCCGUCACCCAGGAAAAGGUCGAGCCUCCCUGAUAUUGUGGAUUCAGUCCUGGUGAAAGUCAAGACUGGGGCUGUCAAGAAACUGGAUUUGGAGGAAUGUAAUGGGAGCAGUUCAGCUGUGGAUGUUAGUCUGGUCACAGAUGAUUAUAGAGCCUGUAACAGUGGAGAAGAUGAGCAAACACAGGAGACUGUUGUGGCCACAGACAUUCAUCAGCAUGGAAAUAAAAUCUGUUGUCAGGAGAUGCAAAGCAGAAAACAAAGAGAUGAUGUUGAUGCUGAUGAAAACAGCGUGCAACCAUCAGACGAUGACAGAAGGACUCACGAUAUGAAAACAUCUCUGGCCUCGUCGUUAUCAGGGGAAACUGUGAUAGAAGCAGAUCAGCGGUUUUCUUCGCGUCAGGCAGAGCAGGACUCAUGUUCGACUCCAAGUCACACAAGGACAGAUGAGACAAAGCCCGUUGCCACGGUUACAUAUGAUCUAAUCUGCCCGCAGUUAGUCAACAGUGAACAUCAGACACCUCUCUGCUGUCAACACACGCACAGUCCGGAAACACAUACUGGGACACAGAGCACAGAUAAGCAACGUCCUGCAUCACAUGAACCCCCAGCACAAGCCUCUGUCUCUGGGCCUGGUGAGGACUCAUACACAGGUGACAUUACCUCUUCAGGACGGGCCGGACUGGUGGAUCCAUCCGGAUCACUUCCUGUCCUGGCCCCCAACGGCAGCUGUACCGAUUGCUGCAUCACUGUGACCGGCUCGGAGGGGGGCGAUCCCUCCGCCGGUUCCUUGAACACACCAGAUUCCAGUCAUGCUUCAACUGUCCCGCCUGUCCAGACACGCGGGGACUCAUCAAACGAGGGGAAAACCUGGUACCUGAAUCCCCCGACUCGCCAGGGCCUGGGGCACUUCUGCAAUAACGUGGGACAGGUUAACUCCUUUGAGCUGGAGGAGGUGCACAGUGCAGGGGAGGAAGAUUUUGGACAGUCAGACACUGCGAGGACAACAACCUCACCGUUGUCCACAGAACAUCAACACAAAGGUGAAGUGGUCCGGGGCGACAGCGUGCAGUCAGACAGCAGCGGCUACGCAGAUGAAGAAGUCAGCCUGCCAUCAGACAGACACAGAUGACAGUUUCUACUCAACUCAUGACGUGGAGAGUGCAUCCGACGGAGGGCCUGCAGUCAAAAGAUUAAAAUGUCACGGUUCUGCAGGAGACUUGGUCACAUGUUAAACUCUACACAGUGAAGAAACUUUCUUCUUGCAUUAGGAAAAGUUCAGCCUGUUGAGUAUAACGUUGAGUUUUCCCCCCCAGUGCUCACACUCAAUACAUAUGUUGUAAAUAAAUAACCAUGAAGUUGUAGAAAGGUGAAAGGUUUGAUGAAAGACUGUGUGGAUCAUAUUUGAAUAUAAUAUAAUAAUGUGUCCAAUUCAUUGCACCACAGUUUACAGCAAAUUUACAGAAAAUGUUUUAUUGGAAACAAAGUCAAUUUCACAUGAUGGAGCUAAAACUUGAGUUCAUUUUUUGUUUGUUAAACUGGGCACCUUUAUUUACUAUGACAAAAUGUCUAUCACAAAUUUUAAUAAUGUCGACAUUAAUACCAGCGGUGUCAGCGCUUAAAAUUCUCUAAAACCAGCA